Messenger RNA from Paramecium sonneborni, 789 nucleotides. NCBI's taxonomy places the organism in Eukaryota, Ciliophora, Oligohymenophorea, Peniculida, Parameciidae. The record is from the annotation of a GenBank genome assembly.
AUGAAAUAAAAAGUAGUAUUUGAAUAGCCUAGUCCAAAACUUUUUGAUGAGUAAUUAUAUAUCCUUCAUUAAGUGUACCAUUUUGUGAAAAUGAUAGUAAAAGUUAUUGGAGAAAAAUAAGAAAUGUUUGUCAUUCUGUUCGAUUAUUUUAAAUGCCUUUAAUCAAAUCUAUUUCAUCACCUGUAAUAUUAGAAUUUACAUAAAAGGAUGAAGUUACUUUCAAUUCAAAUUAAACCAAAUUUAGAUCCUGUACUUUCAUAAGUCAAUUUAAUUAAGAGUAAUAAAUAGCCAAAAAGAGAGCAGAUGAUGAUUUAAAUGAUGCUUUAAAAGCUAUAAAAAGAGAAAGAGAAUUAUUUUAUUAUGUAGAAAAAGGUAGUUCAAUUGAUCUUAUUGAACAAAUUCUAAUUAAUGAUCCAAAAAGGUAUAAAAAUAUUAAUUAUAAUUAUAAGGUACCUUUAUGAACCAAAAAGUCCUUUAAGACUUGUAAAUAAACGAAAUUCUGCUGGAUUCACUCUAUUAUAUAUAGCAGCAAAGAAUGGAUUUGAAGAAAUAUGUAAAAUCUUAAUUUAAUAUGGUGCUGAUUAAAAUAUUUCAGUAUAAGUAAAAUUGAAUUGGAACUUAAUCUAGGUUAAUUAAAUUGAUGAUUAUCCUUUAGCUGUUGCAAUUCGAUGGAGACAUUUUUAAGUUAUUGAACUUCUAUUCAACAAUAAUCCAAAUCAAAAAGUGAAAUAGAUUUGUUAAUAAUCAAUUGACAAAUCCUUAAAAUAAAAAUACUCUAAAUAUUUUUGA